Gavialis gangeticus (Gharial) is the source of this 1045-nucleotide messenger RNA. RefSeq names its product proteasome assembly chaperone 1 (gene PSMG1). Gene Ontology annotation, cellular component: endoplasmic reticulum. The transcript is spliced from 7 exons. Bases 63 to 908 code for a protein of 281 amino acids. The record is from RefSeq and is a predicted model, not a curated record. Gene Ontology annotation, biological process: proteasome core complex assembly. Gene Ontology annotation, molecular function: proteasome binding. Lineage: Eukaryota; Metazoa; Chordata; Crocodylia; Gavialidae.
CGCAGUUGCGUGGGGGGCGGGGGCGUGGGUGUGCCCGCGUGUGCCCCUCUCCUGGCCCUGCUAUGGCCACGUUCUUCGGGGAGGUGGUGACGGCGCUGUCCCGGACCGGGGUGGACGAAGAGGAGGCGGAGCACGAGGAAACGCCCGAGGAUCUCGAGAUUCGCAGGGAGGUCGAAAAGAAAAGGGAGGUCCGCGUGCGCUGGAGCCCGCGCCCGGAGCCGACGCCCGACGCGCCACUGCGCUGUUGCCGCCUCGUCCUGGCCACCGGCCGCAACGCCGUGGCUUUCCUGUCCUCCUUUAUUGUGGAUUCUGUACAUUGGGAAGUAGUUGGAGCCAUCAGUUUGUGGAAUGAGUGGUGCAGGACAUCAGAUGCAACAAAUGUCCUUCCAACAGAUUCCUUCUGUUUGUUCUACCGAUUAAUAUCAGAUCCUACGGUUUUAUUGUGCCAGUGCAAUUGUUAUGUGGCUGAGGAUCAACAAUUUCAGUGGCUUGAAAAGGUUUUUGGCUACAUACAGAAGAAGGACUUACAAGUGAUCAUUCUUUCAACAUGUCCUGUAACUAAUUAUAAAACUCCAGAAUCCACUUUAACACUUCCUUCUCCUUUUCUGAAAGCUUUAAAGACCAAAGAAUUCAAAGACACAAUCUGUUGUCCAUUGCUGGAGCAGCCAAACAUUGUACAGGACCUUCCUGCUGCUGUUCUGAGUUACUGUCAAGUAUGGCAGAUUCCUGCAGUGCUGUAUCAGUGCUAUACUGAUGUCGUCAAACUGGAUACCGUUACAAUUGAAACAUUCAAGCCUGUGCUUUCUUCUAAGAUCAUGGCAAGUUUAGUCAAGGAUGUUCCUGAAAGCACAGAGAUGUUGAAGAAAUUACUGGCAACCAAUGAAAUUCAUAAUGAUAUCUACACAUAAAAUAGACAUCUACCUGCUGACCAGUACUGUAAAGUCUUAUGUAAUAUGCACUUUUGUAAACUACAGUUGCUUUCAAUGAAAAUAUUUUGGAAUUGUGCUUGUUUAGUUAAAGGUGAAAUAAAUACUGACUGAUUUUA